CUAUUUACGUUGUAGCCCUAUUUGUCCUUCUCUCUCACUCUCACUCUCCCACUCUUACUCUGCCAUUGAAGUUCACACCACCGUUUGCAUUGAGGCACCUUCUGAUAUUUCAAUCCUCCAUUGAAGCAGCUUCUGAGAUUGAACUAAGCAAUACCCGUGUUCCAAUUUGGAAAUCUAUCAAUGGCGAAAAGGCCAGUUCCAUGGGAUGAUCAGGUAGAUCUUGUGUCAUCAGAUGAUGAAGCAGCAGAUAUGGAGGCAGAUGAUGGCGCCUCUGACCAAAAGCCUAACAUCGAUGGUCUUAGUUACCAACCUGCCAAUGAAAAACAUUCUGAAGGUGCCAUGGUGAGAAGGGCAAAAAUAUACCAGGAGUACAUGAAAAAGGUCCCCAUUCCAUGCCAACGCGGAUCAGUCAUACCGUGUAAUUCAUGGAUGGGAUUAGCCAAAUCAAUCAAGGAGCUAUAUGGGCAGCCACUGCACUACCUCACAAACACUCUCCUAAAACAGUGGGAUCAAGCAAGAUUUGAAACCGGUGAUGAGUACCAGCCAUUGGACACCGUUAUUCAUCCUCUUAAAGCGGAAGCAACCAUCUGGUUUGUGGAGGAAGUUCAUCGCUGCACAGCUUCAUACCAUCAACUGUCAAAACUCUGGCUGGGUGAUCCAAUGCACCAUGCUUAUGUAGAUGCUAUCUUCCCAAAGAUAUGACAUUUGGUUGGUUCUAACUUGUCGGUAAUGCUGUGCUUGCACUUGGUGUAUUAAGUAUAUUUGUCUUGUACAUGAAUGUGAAUUCUCUGUACUGACUUUGGUGAAGAAGUGCAUGCUGCUGCAGGACUUGCAAAAUUAAGUUUUGGUUCUGAAGUAACCUGUAUGUUCUUGUUACUUCCCCUACUUUCAGCGCAUAUCUUGUUACCCA
This is a messenger RNA of Chenopodium quinoa (quinoa), 910 nucleotides long. RefSeq names its product protein RDM1-like. NCBI's taxonomy places the organism in Eukaryota, Viridiplantae, Streptophyta, Magnoliopsida, Caryophyllales, Amaranthaceae. The transcript has 3 exons. Gene Ontology annotation, cellular component: nucleus; RNA polymerase V complex. The record is from RefSeq and is a predicted model, not a curated record. Bases 181 to 702 code for a protein of 173 amino acids.